This is a messenger RNA of Desarmillaria tabescens, 1030 nucleotides long. Its product is annotated as coatomer epsilon subunit-domain-containing protein. Gene Ontology annotation, molecular function: protein binding; structural molecule activity. The transcript is spliced from 4 exons. Bases 47 to 964 code for a protein of 305 amino acids. NCBI's taxonomy places the organism in Eukaryota, Fungi, Basidiomycota, Agaricomycetes, Agaricales, Physalacriaceae. Gene Ontology annotation, biological process: intra-Golgi vesicle-mediated transport; retrograde vesicle-mediated transport, Golgi to endoplasmic reticulum; endoplasmic reticulum to Golgi vesicle-mediated transport. The record is from RefSeq and is a predicted model, not a curated record. Gene Ontology annotation, cellular component: COPI vesicle coat.
ACCUCACACUCAUCGCAAAGCUUACCUUUUGGCCACGAUCAUCAACAUGGAUUCUUCCGAGCUGUACCAUGUCAAGCAACAAUUUAUCCUCGGCGCCUACAAGACUCUCAUUGGCAUGUCGUUGCCGGAUGCCGAGUCCUCAGAUUUCAUUCCAGUACUCUUAUAUCAAGCUCGCGCCUACAUUGCCUUGAAUGACCCAAAAUCUGCCCUGAAACUACUCCCAAUCGACUCAGAAAAUGUCGCUAUCAAAGCAGUAGCUGCACUGGCACGCUAUGUGGAUACGGAAGAAACAGAGGACAAAGAGUCGGCAUUGGAGGAACUCCGAGAUCUAUCGGUGGAAAUUGAAGGCGACGAUGUCGAAGGGACCGAGCGGGACAAGUCUAUUGUCCGUGUACUUGCUGGUACCGCUUUUGCUAGGACGAGAGAAAUUGAAGAGGCUUUGGAAACGCUAGGAGUCGGGACUGAAGACCUUGAAGCUGUCGCCGUUAUUGUGCAAAUCUACCUAGCCAUCCACCGUCCUGACCUCGCCAAGAAAGAGUUUGAACACUCGAAACGUUGGGCUGAAGAUGACCUGCUGUUGCAGCUCAUCGAAUCAACAAUAAGCCUCGUCACAGGGAAGGACAGCUACUCCGACCCAUUAUCAUUCUACACAGAACAACUUGGCAACCCUUCGCUGUCUUCCCCGCAUAUCCUUACCUCCCGAGGUGUGACGCGCAUACUGCGGGGUGAGAUGUCAGAAGCAAAGUCUGAUCUCGAAGAAUCUCUUGACCAACAAAAAGGUGACGCUGAGACCCUAGCUGCCUACGUUGUGGCGUCUGGGCUUCAGGCACAAGAACCAUGGACAAACCUUCGCGCCGAAGCUCCUUCCCAUCCUCUCGUCAAGGAUGUUGCAUCCAAGGAGGCCUUAUUUGACGAAGCUGCUGCUAAGUUCACGGUUCCAGCAGCAGUGGAGAUUGGAGCUUGAUAGCUUUACUAUAGACUCGGAUAAUCAGCUCUUGUCCGCGACUAAGCUAGAUGUGUAUACAUGGAU